AGUCGGAUUGCGUCGGAUGUUUUUUCGGCUUGUGAGCCGAACACAGCGGGACGUGGUGGUUGUACUCGUCGGCAAUGCUCAUCAUCCAGGCCUAUAUUUAACAAUCGAAUGAUAUCACUCAGGCGUUUUCUCCGCCGCAUGCACACACACACACACACACACAGAGGAGUCUGCACCGCACGCCAGCGACAUUAUGGACUUGCAUAUAUUGGACCACAGGCUACGGGUCACCAGCAUAUCCAAGAAUGGGCUGGUGAAUUUCACACAUCCCCUGAUUAAACUGAUAUUUCUCCGGAACAGGACACGAUGCAAGUUUUUCAGUCUGACGGAGACACCAGAGAACUACACAGUUGUUCUUGAUGAGGAAGGAUUCAAAGAGCUCCACCCUUCAGAGCAUCUCAAGGUAGAGAGCUCCAUCUGGCUGCCACUCAACGUGGUCUCCAAUGGCAACUCCUCCAGCAGCUCACAGGCUGUUGGCGUGACCAAAAUCGCCAAGUCAGUCAUCGCUCCUCUGGCCCAGCAGCAUGUGUCUGUCUUCAUGCUCUCCACUUAUCAGACUGACUUUAUCCUGGUGAGAGAGAAAGACCUAUCUGUAGUCAUCAGCACUCUGGAGGAGGAGUUCAAUAUCUACAAGGAGGUGGGAGGAGAGUCUGUCCCUAUGCACUGUCAGGAUGUUUCCAACGGCCUGCAGAAGAACGGCAAAGAAGCCAUGCAGCCUACAGUUCACCCGGUGCUGAUCCCCCAGAACCAGUUCUGUGUCAUGUCUCUGGACCCAGACACACUUCCGUCCAUCGCCACCACACUUAUUGACGUCCUCUUUUAUUCCAACAGUCCUAAAGAAGAUGCACAGUCGUCUCCCAGCCAGGACGUGGACUGCAUCAAGUUCUUCUCCUUCUCCCUCAUUGAUGGCUACAUCUCACUGGUGAUGGACACUGAGGCUCAGAGACAGUUUCCUGCUGAUCUUCUCUUUACCAGCUCUUCCGGGGAGCUGUGGAGAAUGGUUCGUAUAGGAGGACAACCACUUGGCUUUGACGAGUGUGGUAUAGUCGCCCAGAUAUCUCAGCCUCUAGCUGACAGCGACAUCUCUGCCUAUUACAUAAGCACCUUCAGCUUUGACCAUGCUCUGGUCCCCGAGGAGGACAUACUGAGCGUGACAGACAUGCUCCAGCAUCAGAGGAAGGAACCAGCCACUAGUUGAUUUCUGAAGUCCUGUCUGAGCUGGAUGAUCCUAGCUCAGUGUACCGCCCCCUCACUCCAGCUCCAGUGGCCAGGGGUGGCAGGCCAGCAGGAAAGGAGGCUAACCCUGUGCCUAGACUAGCACUGCAUUGCCAGCAGUAUUAACUACUAUGAACUUGCCAUGACCACCAGAAGCACUUCUCAACGGUGUGCCACACUGUUUGUCUGUGAGGCCUCCUGUCUUACCUAUCUAAGGCAGUUAUGCACUGAGUCUCAGGGGGCCCACAAGCUCACACAUGCACAUACAAAUGCACAAUCACUCCUAAACACACACACAUCCAGACACACCCUCUUCCAAAUUCAAAUUCAGCACAAAGUCAGACAUAUGACUAUGUAUGACUCUCUUUCCCUCUAAUACAGGAUUUGGGAUCUCAAGGUAUAUGGUCAGAAGUUGAAUUUUUUUAUAUUAUUUUGCUGCAUACAGCAGAACACAAUCACAUACAAUUCACCAGUGCUAUAAACAUACAACUUAGUCUUCCAGUAAUGUUUUUAUCACAAUGGGUCUAAACAACUGUUUGUUUCUUUAAUUAAAGGCCAUUCGCAAGAAUUGCAAUUUUCCUUUUUGUAAAACUGAACGUGUGAAGCUUGAAAUGCAAGGCAGUUGUAAGAAUGUUGAUCUUAAAAUGAUUUUCAUGCAAAAGAAAACUGAGAAUUUCUAACAGGGCUCACUCUAUUUGGUUUGAGAAGAAUGUGCAGGUAGUUCUUAUAUAUUAAAACUACUACAAAUGCUGUCAAGCAGGACAGUAGGCUUGGUUAGAGUUGUUUUUUUUUUUAAGAGGUCAGCAUUUCUUAACCCUAGUAUUACCCAAGGUCAACAACACUAUGUCUUAUUUUUUGUUAUUUGCACAAUAAACUUUUGAUUUAGCUAAUAUCACUUAAAUGUUUUCUUUGGUACAACUACAUUUUGUACAAUUUGAAGUAAAAGUAUUCUGUCAACAUUUGUAAUUUUUGUGCUUCUUCAUUCAAUAAAGAGUAUUGAAAAUAGG
This is a messenger RNA of Morone saxatilis (striped sea-bass), 2222 nucleotides long. RefSeq names its product cytosolic arginine sensor for mTORC1 subunit 1 (gene castor1). The record is from RefSeq and is a predicted model, not a curated record. Gene Ontology annotation, molecular function: arginine binding. Lineage: Eukaryota; Metazoa; Chordata; Actinopteri; Moronidae. Gene Ontology annotation, cellular component: cytosol. The transcript is spliced from 9 exons. Gene Ontology annotation, biological process: cellular response to L-arginine; negative regulation of TORC1 signaling. Bases 194 to 1198 code for a protein of 334 amino acids.